GCCCAAUGGAGCCUUCUGAAGAAACUGGACAGAUUAACAAGGAUAACUUUUUAGGAGUUCCCAGUUUAUCUGAUUCCCUUUCGGAAGAUGAAGAAUUUAGAGAAAGUUUCAAGCCCCGCUUCUCCCCUCAGCCAAGGCGAAGAGGCUCUGAUUCUUCUGAAUCAGAUUAUCCAUACCUGGAUACUCCUGCUUCAGGUUCACGAAGAGUUUCAUUUGCUGAUGCCUUUGGAUUCAAUCUUGUGUCUGUUAAAGAAUUUGACAGUUGGGAGUUACCAGGAGCAUCUUCAUAUUUUGACUUUAGGGAUGAUGUUUUCCACACAGAUGAAUAUAUUUUAUCUCCUCUGUUUGAUCUGCCUUCCUCAAAAGAAGUGCUGAUGAAGGAGCUACAGGUUCAGAAGGCAAUCCUGGAGUCAGUGGAGUUCCUCAGUGGGGUUACAACUAUGAAGGGCACUAUCCGAGUUUUGAAUGUUUCUUUUGAGAAGUUAGUAUAUGUUAGAAUGUCCUUAGAUAACUGGCAGACACAUUAUGACAUUUUAGCUGAGUAUAUCCCUAAUUCUUGUGAUGGUGAAACUGAUCAAUUCGCCUUUAAGAUUUCCUUGGUUCCUCCUUAUCAAAAAGAUGGCGCUAGGAUUGAAUUUUGUAUACGCUAUGAAACUUCUAUUGGCACAUUUUGGUCAAACAAUAAUGGCGGAAACUACACAUUGGUCUGUCAAAAGAAGGAAAGGGAGCAAGAGCCUGAGAAAUCACGGGAAGCAAUAACUAACAGACAGCUAAGAGGCUGCUUAAAGGUAAAAUCAAGCAAAGAGGAAUCAGAAACAUCAGAGGAGAAUAGCUGUAAUAAUUCAAGGACUACAGAUACCUGUAUCCCAACAAUCAUCUGUUCUCAUGAGGAUAAGGAAGACACGGAAGCCAGUAGCCAAAAUGUAAAAGAUGUAAACAGUGAAAAAGAAUUAGAACUGAUGCUAAAUCAGCACUCAGUAAGAACUCGAAGUCCUCCUACUAAAGAUGAAAGUUCAUUUGCAACAGAACCAGCUAAUUUUCCAAAUACAGCUGAAGAAUUUGGGAAUCAGCAAACCCAAACCCUUGGUGAGAUAAGUGGAGACUUACUCAGAAGGCCUUUGUCUCCCAGUUCAUCAGCAGAAAAUCCCUUGAGGGGAGAAUUAUACAGCAACCCAAAGUAUUCCUUGAGAGAUGAAGUUAGUCACCAAUUGGAAGAAGAACUUACUUCAGGUCUAGCAAAAAGCAGCCAGUCAUCAUUGAGAUACACUGACAGUGGUGAGACCUCUCCAUUACUUGGAAGUCUCCUUGUAAAGCAACAUGAUGUAUGUUCUCAUUUUCUGGAUGAAUCAGAAAGCCAAGGAAUAAAAUGGGUGGAUAUUUCAAAGAGUAAAACAGAGGAGGGUACAAUGGGAAGUGAAAUGGUGGGUAGAUCAUUUAUCAUCCAGGGGGAUCCUCAUAGCUACAAAAAGGCCCAUGAAAUGACACUGGAAACAGUUUCUUCGGAUGAUGACAAAUUUGUGCCAUUACAAACCAGUGGCAUGGAAAUACUAGAUGAUAAUGCCAAUCCAGCAGGAGAGGGUCACAAACUGCAAACAUCUUGUCCAACUGCAUAUCUGCCCUUGGCAGAUAAUGCUGAUCAAGGCAAAGAAGGAGAAAGAACCAAGAAAAUUGACAUAAAAGACUGGGAAUGUCCAACAACAGAGUCUCUUGCCUAUAUACCUGCCCAUAUGAAUGCUUCCAAAGAGUGCCCAGUUACAGAAAAGAGAACUUCUAGAAAAGGGUGUGGGAAUGGUAAAGAAAAGGAGGAACAAAGAAUCAAGUUCAGCAUUAGUGAAAGGCAAAAUGAAAAUGUGCUAUCAAUCUCAACUGACCAUCAAGGGAGAAGAGGGCAUCCUGAAAUAGGUGUUAACAUGAGUCAAGCUAGUAAUAGAUCCCUACAUGACCCUCAGAGCAAAGUAAGUGAAAUCUCUCCUAGCUCCUGUGACUUGGCACCUAGAGUUGAUAGAUCACAUUCUCUCAGAACUGAUUUAGCUAACCCCAGAGAUGGGUUUACAACACAAAGGAGUGGUCUAGUGAAUUCAGAAGGCAUCACUCCAGAAAGAAUGCAUGGCCAAGUUUGCUCACCAGAAAAUGGAAAUGCCUUGCAAACUGAUCAAAGAGAGAAAUCAUAUAGGAAUAUUCCUGAUGAUCAGAAUAAGAUUGCACGUGGAAAUCAAAGCUGGAAUGUUCUGGAAAGUCAGGUAGUUUUAAGAGAGAGUAUGACAAAUAGAAUAGAACAGAUCAAGGAGCAAGCAGAUGGUGAAGGCAUGUGGGAAAUAAGAGAUAAUACAAGGAACCUGAAUGUUACUCCUACAGAAGAAUUGUUUACCUGCCAAGAAACAGUGAGAUGUGAACUGUCUUCUGUAGCUGAUCAUGGUAUUACUGAGAAAGCAGAAGCAGGUACAGCUUAUAUAAUUAAGACAACAUCAGAAAGUACUCUAGAAAGCAUGUCUGCUAGAGAAAAAGCAAUAAUUGCUAAGCUACCUCAAGAGACUUCUCUAAGUGACAGGCCCACUGAGGAAAAGGAAACAGCGUUUGAUCCACAUGAAGGGAGAAAUGAUGAUUCACAUUAUACCCUUUGUCAUCGGGAUUCAGUGGAUGUAAUCUAUGACAUUGACUUUGAAAAGAAAUCACAUUUAGGUAUUUAUAAUAUACACAUAGAUGAAACACAAAUGGAAGAAACUAUGUCUCAGUGCCAUCCUGGGGAAAUGCUUGACAGGGCAGAGCAUGGCAUUAGAAAGAUUGCAACUGGAGGAGAAUCUCUACAGGUCACUCCCGAGGAUGGAAAAGCAAGCUCAGAACAGGAUUUCUACCUAGCACAGUUACCCACUGUUUCAAAAACGUUGAAGAAAAAUAUAUGCCAUGCAGAAGCCCAAGGGCUCCCUCAGAAGAAUGCUGAUUUGCUUGCUCUUGUUCAUCAAAGUUUCAAUUCUGAAAGAAGCCUAUGUCCUCAAAAUGGCACUCCUGUUUCUAUUUGUCCUAAUAAAACUCAAUUCGAUGAAGAAGCACUCACUACAGAGUAUCCAAUGGCUGCCUUGUCAUUCACGUCCAUUUCUACUAUAUCAGCUUGCAAAUGUGAUCCCCACAGUGAAGCCCAGUGUACUGAGAAAAACCAACAUCCUGGGUCUGUACCCCAAGAAUGUAACAGGAGUUCAGUCAUACUGACUUCCAGUGAUGGGAAAGAAAGGUUCAUAGCUGAAAGUUACCAACAAGCAGAAAAUAACACGGAGAAGUCUUUAGGGCCAAUGAUUUUAAUCAGUGAACCUACUGAGGAGAUAGAAGAGACAAGUUGUGAAACUUCUGAGUUAAUAAGCUGUGGACAAGAAUCAGCCUCCCCAGGUUUCAAGUCAUGUAACCCAUCUGACUCUUCCAGUCUCCCUGCCCAGCACAACCAAACUCUGGCCAGUGAGUCUCUGCUUUCAAAACACAUCAAGUCCAAAAUACCCUAUUUCCUUUUGUUCAUUCUAUUUCUCCUAACAACCUACUAUUAUGACUUAAUGAUUGGCUUGGCAUUCUACCUUUUUUCAUUGUACUGGCUAUCUUGGGAAGGAGGGCGACCCCAAGAACCUGUCAAAAAGAAGUAGUCUCACAGGUUUUAUUAUUCACUUAAAAUUUAAGAUACUAUGCCCCAAACAUUUUGAUUGUUAAAAGGGAAUAUUCAUUGUUCAAAGAACCAAUGCAGUUUUUCUCUUGAAGGAUCAUUUAAAAAGGAAUGCGUAUGAAGUUCACUCCUUCAUAUAAGUAAUUAUUCUAUAUAGGACCAUUAUGUUUGGAUCAUUAAAUACCUAUAUGAAUAUGAGAUCUGAAGCACGUCAAGUUAAAAUUAGGUACAGCUGUUGCUCCUUAGCAGGCUAUGAAGAUGCAAUGCUUCAUGUCUCUUCACUACUUAAAGUGCCAUUUUCUUGCAUUCAUUUCUUUUACAAUAAAGCUUCAAACCUUUCCCCCCCUCUAAAGGUUUUGCAAAAUAGUUUUAGAAAUAUUUAAAACAAAGCCAAUGGCAUAAGGACUUUUAAAGUCCCCGAGUACUGGCCAUACGAUUUUUGUAUUUCCCAUUUGUGUUGGGAUUAUUUCCUAGAACAGCCUGGGAGAGCAAAUAGUUCUUUUCAUUUCAAUUUCAUUGUUUAAGGACAUUAUCUGCAAAUUGGGAAACAGAAGUCAUGCACCAUAAAUACAAAAAGUUUGUACAUGUCAGAUUUUAACAAGAUAAAAGUAGGUGCUUCCAUACCACAAAGCUAAUAAAGUUUGGACAACUGGUAGCAUAUCACCCAAUAGCACAAAACUAUUUGGGGUGUUUUUUAUAUAUUUCUUUCAUAUUGUAAAGUAGACUGUGUAGCCCAACUGAACAAUUUCAUUGACAAGUAUCAUUUGAAAUAGAAAAUUUGAAUUCAUUUUUUUCACAAGCAUUGCUUUGGAAAGCAUUUGUGCCUAUGAAGCAUAAAGCAUUAAAUAACAAUAAUAAAAAAGAAUGGAUGGUACUUGGUACAUAUAGAAGUGAUUUCUUUUUUCUUAAACAUAAAAAGACUAAGAUUUUAAUUAUUUUUAUUUUUAAAACAUUAAAAGUCUUCAAAAGGAAACAGACAUAUUUCUAUACACAAAAGCACAAGUAAGGCACUAGUCACAAUCAUAACUUCCAAUUUAUUAGUUUAUUAAAGGGAUAAAACUGAUUUUAAAGUUGAUAAUAAAGAGUUGUGAGAAUGUUCAGUAGAAAAUAAACUUUUGGUAUGGAGGUAACUCUGACAGUAUCUAUUAUUACAUAUGGUUAAUUUUAUGGACUAGUGGAAUUGAUCACUUUAUCAAAUUUUUAUGGCAUUAUUUUACCUUGGACACCCUUUGGAACCCCUUCCAAGUGGUGAACUUAGGUAUCUUUGAGUCUGUUGACUGUUGAGUGACUAAACAGUCACUUCUAGAGACCAUAAGACUCCCUACAAGUUUCUCUGUAGGACUUUUUUCAUCUCUUUAUCUCAGAGGAGGAGAUAGAGAACCUAAUUCAUCUUCAGAUAUAACAGCAACAUACCUCAUCUUCUGAAAAUGAUAAAUCGAAAGAUCACAAGUUAUACAUAAAGUCACAUGCAUUUAAGAAAUAGUUCUUUAACUUCAUUUUCUAUAUCUUAAUGAAAACUCUGGAUGCAUUGUAUAAAGAAAAAAUGACAAUAAAUUGUGUUUUUAGCUAUUGCAUGCAAUAGGAGAAUGUAUCUUUCUCUCCAUAUUAUAUAAUUUCAGAUACCUUACUUUUUCCAGAUCAUGUGAUUCCACCCAUCCCUUAAAUGCCAUUCAGACUAAAUGACUGACAUUACUUUUUUAGACUAACAUAUAUAAACAUCCUGAGGUAGAACUUGGGGCAAAUAUUUGAUUUUUUGAGCUAGCAUAUUUUCAUUUAAAUACAAGUAGAAUACUGUAGGCAAUAUCUAGAAUAUUAUCUCUAAAACUGCUAGGUUGAUAAUUUUGUUGACAGGUCUAUACAAAGUUUGGAGAAACAGUGUAGUUAAUGUUAGCAUUUCUUCAGGUCUUAAUGGUAUGAUUUUUGCAUUCUACCUUUAAGGGUUUUAGUCAAUAUGUCAUAUCUUAUUGUCGCAAAACAAAACACUAUAUUGCUUUAUUGAACAUAGGUGCCUGGACUACAAUUAUACAUUUAAAAGAACAAAGUGACACAUUUUACUACCUGUAUUUGAUUUUUGAUAACAUUUGCUUUCAAAAUUAUCUAAAUACUAAUGUGUAGUAUGAUAUCAGUAACCUCCCUAGGAUGGAAAAAAUAUUUAGUUGUAUAUUUACCUGAGUGCAGUGAAAAAAUGGUCCCUGGUUUAGGCACUGACUUUUCCAAUACUACUUAUGGAGCAAUUUUCACAUAGAAAAAAAUGAAAUAAAGUGAUAAGCACUUGGGGAAAUCUUGAUAGGUAGGUAGAAAGAUAGAUUUAGGCAAGUCUGUUUUGGCUGCAUCACUAUACUGAAUAAGAAAAAUGGCAGGCAGUGAAUACUAGCAGAUCUCCACUUAUCCAAGAUCUAUCCCUGAAUUAAUAUGGCAGGUGUAAUCUUUACAAGUAUCAUUGCCAUCAACAUCCAUCCCUAAGCAUUUGUUGAGUGCUCAAAGAGUGUGUGGCACUGUAGUAAGCAAAGUGAGGUGAAUCACAUGUCUACUGCCUGAAUUGUAUAAGAAAUGUGAAUUGUUAAACCUUCAUAUUUCAUCUUGCCCAGUCUGCUGGCUAUACGUCAGAAAGAAAAUUCUAAAAAUUAACUAACAGCAUGAGCUAUGCCACUAGUAAAAAUAAUUGGUUUAGAAAUUCAAAUUUGUAUAAGCCAUCCCAAACCUUUUCAACAGGCUCCUUAUUGUAAAAGAAAGCAAGUCCACUAGGAUUGUUCCCAUCUAUCAGAAUUUCAAUAGCACAGAGAAAGGACAACCUCAUCUCCUCCUUGUUUAGAAGCACUUUUAAGAAAUCUCAAGAAAGCAUAAAAAGGCAUACCUCUUUUCUGAGAGAGUACCAUGACCUCAACUGUGCAAUUUCUUUUCUCUCAAGGAGACAGAUAGAUUGCUCUACAAAUUCUUUUUUAAAAAAGAAAUCAAGAUCCAAUGUUGGCAAAUCCAUCAUUGUAAUCAUGUUGAAUAUUUUUACCUCCUUCCCAGUUAUCAUACUGGCUGAUUGUUUCAUAGUUCUCACUCUUAACGAAAUAAAAAAUGACUGGAACCAAGAAUCAACUAUAGCCUUAAGGACCAACCUACUCAAGUGUUUCACACAAUGCUUUACUACUUCACUAAAUGCUUUACUACAGAUCAACAUGGUCAAUUAAAUCUAAUGCAACAUGGGUUUUCCUGACUAUAGGAGUCUGUCUCAUAAAAUUAUUUGUGAAAUCAUCCAUUCUCAACACUGAUUUGGUGCAUCAAAGGAUUUUUGUCUCUUAGACAGUUUAAAGACUGGGCAUAAGACCUUGGUGCUUGUUUUUAACAUGGUUCUUACAGGACAUAAGCGGAUGUAAUUAGUAUAUUCCACCUUCAAGGGAUGGGCAUCUGCUAAAUGCUAACAUGAAUGUAUUUACAGAAAGAGUGUUGUUAUUGUUGUUAUUAUUUUUUAAUGUCAUCCUGUUCUGUUACUAUGAGACCAUAUUAUAGUUUUCCCCUAUGAUUCUAAAGGAAGGAGAUACUGACCUACUAUUACUAUAACGUCUCCAGCCUAAGAAGAGCAAAAGUAAAGAGUCAAUAUGGGUGGAGUAGUAGAGUGGAUAGAGGGCCAAAUUUGGAAUCAGGGAGACUGGAUUCAAGUCAUGCUUCUGAAACAUACUAGCUGUGUAACUGUUGGACAAGGAACUUAAUGUUUCGGGUCUCCAGGAAGCUAUCUCAGACUAAAAGUUACUGAGAAGGUUACAGAUAUCCAGUAUUGACAUAAUGAAUAUCCACACCAGGAGAUCCCUAACUGAAGAAAUCACAGGCCAUUUUCCUAAUGAAUUAUUAAUAUAUGCCAGGGAGACAGUUUUCCCUCAUCUAUUUAAUAUUGGUUUGAUUGAGUGUUCACCAUUUCCCCAUGACUAUCCUGAAAUUCCUUUCUAUUAGUUUAUGGUUUUAUUUUGGGGGAGAUAAAUGCUUUUAAGUGUCACAAGAUAGGCAAUUAUUGAAACUGUUAAAAAUCUUAAAAGGCCCAUCAUCCUAAGUCCAACAUUUUGCUUGAAUGCUUCAUUUCAUUUUUCAAAGUAGAAAAAAAAAAUAUGACAUUUCAACAAUGAAAAAUUCCCAACCUCCUUUCAAUAUAUCCAAUUCAUGAUAGCCAUACUAAUAGAAGGAAUCAGUGGCAUGGAUAAUCCAAAAGAGUAGACAAUUUAAAAAUAUUUAUAUUUGAUUUUGUUAUCCAUGACCCAAUUGGUUUUGGCAGAAGAUUUAGAUUUCUAAUGGUUUUUAAUUAGUCUGAUGUUUAAAUGAAUUUGCCCUUUACAGUCUUGGAGCCACAUUUCUCCAACCUACUCUCCCCUUACUCCCUAAUUCAUACUCUCUAGCAAAAAUAGUCUGAAAGAUCUCCUUGUUCCUAGAACAACCCAUGUUUAGUUCUUCCUUAGUUCUCUUUUUCAUACUGUCCCCUUUAUCUGAAAUCUUCUUAUCUAUUUUCUAUCUAAAUUUGUCAUUUUUCAACGUCAAUGCCACUUACCCCUCUGUCACAAAACUUUCUCCAAGACUACUUUAAUCCACCUUGAUUUUCCCCUUCCAUGAAAUCUUAUAGUGGUUGUUGUUUGAAACACUUAUUUAGAAACAAUCAUAUGCUUCUUUGUAUGGUUAUUGUUUGUGUAUCUUAUUUUCCACACUAAACUGGAAAUUCCUAAAGAGCUUCUAAAGGAGGCAAAGUAUUGGGUAUAUAUGUAGCAGGUACUCAAUAAAAUAUAUGUUAAAACUAAUUAGUAGGUGUAUUAUUGGUUUUGUGGAUAAUAGUAUAAGAAUCACAAUCAAAAAGUUAGACAAUCCUUGACAGCCAAUGACCAUAGGACACUUCUCCAAGAAAAGAAAUCUUGUUUAUAUGAGGGGAGAAUGCUUCAGGAAGUUGAAUUUUAUUAAAAAGUCAUUGUAUAAAAUUGACCCCAAAUCACUGUUAUUUGAGGAAAAUAUUGUUUAGAAGGUAGGAAGGGGGUUAGCUAGGUGGCGCAGUGGAUAGAGCACUGGCCCUGGAGUCAGGAGGACCUGAGUUCAAAUCUGGCCUCAGAACAUUGACACUAGCUGUGUGACCCUGGGCAAGUCACUUAACCCCAAUUGCCUCACCAAAAAAAAAAAAAAAAAAAAAGAAGGUAGGAAGAGAGAGUUAUAGGAACUAGACCUAUAAUUUAAUUUGAAAAGGAACUCCCAAGGUAAAGAAACAUCUUCUACCAAUAUAGAUCCAUUUCUUUACUACAAUUUAUGAUCUUAGUUUGCUUCCUGGAGCCCUGAGAAGGUAACUGACUUGUCGAGGGUCACAUAGCCAGUGUGUGUCAGUGGCAGGAGUUAAACAAUGUUUUCAUGGUUUCCAGGAUAUCUCUCUAUGCACUAUCUCUUUCCCCUUUUCUCCCCAGUCAUUUUCAGAAGAAAGGUGACCAAAGUAAAAGUGAAAAGAUAAUUGGGGUAUAUGAAUAAAAGUGCUAUGGGCUACUGGAUAUAGGGAAAAGGGAAAUGUUUUGUUCCUUCUGUUCCUUUUAAAUAUUAAGCAGCUUUUCUUUCUCUUCUACAUUCCCAAAGCUGCCACAUCCCCUCCAUACGCUACAACACAGAUUGCAAAUUAGAAGAACAAUUUCUUAAUUUAGUAGUUAAUGUGGAAGUUGAUGGUAUAAGGAAAUGUUUUUUAGGCGAAGUAGCUCAUUAGCUUUAAAAGCAUCAACCAUCACAAGGUUUAAAGUGCAAGAAACUCAAUCCCAGCAACUGCUGUUAUGACCUUUGAGACUGGCUGAUCUGGUCAAUUUUACACCUGUUCUGUAUGUCAACUUUUAAGGCAAGCAAAUAGAGCCGCAAACAAGGGAAGUGAACUGGAUUUCUUUUGCAUUGAUUAUCAAGCUAUAUGCUGUAACUGCUCAUCAUCUAUUUUGGCCAGAAGUCAUUAAACGAACACCCUAAAUGAUAAAAUUAAUGCCAAUUAAGUAAUUAAAAAAGUAGCUGAUUCAUAUUAGUAUGAAAUGCAUCCAAUGCUGUGUAUAAUACGUAAAAGGCAUUUUUGUUUUAACAGUCUUACUCUAACGGGUUUUGAAUUUUAUCUUCUCUAUAACUAUUUGAUCUGUGAUGUUUCAAAAGUAUUAAAUAUCCAUCUACUAAUAAAAUUAGUCUUUAUUCCCACCUGAUUCCAUAAAACUGGAAUGAUUUCAUUUUAAACUAUCUUUGAUACAACUUUCAAGGAGAAAUGGUUCAACAAGAAAUUCAAUGUGCUUUAGAAAAUGUCAAGGGUAUCUAAUACUGGUCUCUCUUAUGGUUGUAAUAUGUUUCUUCUUCACCAUGGUAUUCAUUAAUAUGGCAUAUUGGUUAACUUGGUUCUGGGUGGAAGUAAAUUUAAAAUUUCCUCAACACACUUUAUAAAGUGGAUCAUUGAGCAAGAGAAAGAGGUGGGUGCUGAGUGAAAGGAGGGAGAUGGGUUUGUUUCUUUAUGAUGCUAUACAACGCCUUCCCUUUUUCAAUCAGUUAACCAAUCAACAAAUACUUAUUAAGUACUUACCACAUGCCAGUCACUCUACUGAAGAUACAAAGAAAGGUCAAAAUAUUGUCCCUUCUCCUAAGAAGCUCACAUUCUAAUGAGGGAGACAACAUGUAAAUAAUUGUGUACAUGCAAGAGAUAUAUAAAAUAGAUGGAAAGCAAUCUCUAAGUAAAGCCACUUUUUCUUCACUGCAAUUCAUAUCCCUGGGAUGCUUCCCCUGUUUUAUUUUUCCACAGGUCAUGAUAUUAUUUAGGGAUUAAUGUUCCAUGCUCAAAAACCUGGUGAUUCCUACUGUGUUUCCUGAUUGCUCCUACCAUUAGUCUCCUUUGUUCUCCUGCAUGCCCUUCACUGCCAGACAUGGAAAACAAGGGUAUUGGUUUUCCUUUAAUUUUUUUUUUUUUUAGUGAGGCAAUUGGGGUUAAGUGACUUGCCCAGGGUCACACAGCUAGUAAGUAUUAAGUGUCUGAGGCCAGAUUUGAACUCAGGUCCUCCUGACUCCAGGGCUGGUGCUCUAUCCACUGCGCCACCUAGCUGCCCUCCUUUAAUCUUGAAAACCAACAAACACCAUCAGGCUAGGGGUCGGGAGAGCUGGGUUCUAUAUGGGGCUUAGUGACUCCUUCAUUGGCUUUAUUGGAUGAAUCACUUCACCUAAAGUCAUCAGUUCUACCAUCUGGUAAAAUUAGUGCUAAACAAGACAGAUGACGGUUUUGAUGUCUCCUUCAAUGAGCUGGCUAGCUUCGUGAGGAAUAGAAGUUGCUUUUCAUGACCCUUCUUGGGGUGGGGGUGGGUGGGAAGAGUUGGACUACGAUAAUUUCUAAAGCCCAAAUAUUGUGGUGGAAAAAGCCCUAGAUUUCCAAUUAGAGGACCUGGGUCUGAGACUUGGCUCUGCUAUUUAAUAUUUUGACAAUUCUGGGAAAGGCAUUUAAUUUCUCUUGGUCUCAGUUUCUUCAUCUUUAAAAUAAGGGGAGUGGACUAGAUGUCCCUUUCUGUCCUAAACUCUAUAAGGAAGCACUUGAUAUUCAUUGUAAUAGAUUGAAAAUCCCACCUCUUAAGCACUUAAAUCACCCAGGAUCUGCUUUUAGCAAUUUUACAUAUGAUGAUUUCAUAAAACUGUUUGUAAAAAUAUUUUUUUUUGUGCACCAAAGAACAUUUGUGAAAAUAUCACAAAGAAAAGUCCUAUUUUGUAACUAUCUAAUAAAAUUGAAUUGCUGCUGCAUGAUUUAGUAUGGCUUCUACAUAGUAAACAUCUCUUCUCAUAUAAGCAAUA
Molecule: messenger RNA, 11422 nt
Organism: Dromiciops gliroides (monito del monte)
Lineage: Eukaryota; Metazoa; Chordata; Mammalia; Microbiotheria; Microbiotheriidae
Gene: PPP1R3A
Product: protein phosphatase 1 regulatory subunit 3A
Exons: 4
Coding region: 6-3623 (1205 amino acids)
Biological process (GO): regulation of glycogen biosynthetic process
Cellular component (GO): protein phosphatase type 1 complex
Molecular function (GO): glycogen binding; protein phosphatase 1 binding
Source: RefSeq, a predicted model, not a curated record